Molecule: messenger RNA, 396 nt
Organism: Loa loa (African eye worm)
Lineage: Eukaryota; Metazoa; Nematoda; Chromadorea; Rhabditida; Onchocercidae
Exons: 2
Coding region: 1-396 (131 amino acids)
Source: RefSeq, a predicted model, not a curated record
AUGACACAAAGGGAAAGUAAUGAAUGCCGAUCAAAUCAAUUUUCUUUCAUUUUGAAGCAUUUUAUAUUUAAGCCGGAAAUACAUCAUUCCAUAAAGAAUAUCUCUUCGGUACAAUCAAUAACCGGAAAAGUAAUUCCGAUUGGAAAGAACAUUCAUGGAAGAAUUGUUAUAAACGAUGAAAAAUCAUUCGGUUCAUUAGUGUCGCUAAUAAGACCCCCUGGAACAAUAUCCACUGGCUCGUUUUAUAUCGCCCGACCAGUUGCCGUAUUUGUUCAUAUUCUACAAACAUUUCAUGGAAUUUUUGCAGACCAAAUUGUUCGAUAUCAUCUUAAUUUCUCUAUCAAUUUUGUUUGUAUCAACGAUUUUGACCUCUGUCACCAAGCAGUAAGCAGAUAG